UCCAAGAAUUUUGAUUUCCAUUAUUCGUGGGCUCUAAUCCCAGUCCCCAUCUUUCCAUUUUCUUGUUGAGUGUUGCAUCAAUUCUAUGCGUUUUUCCUUCAGAUUCCCAUGCCCGAAUCCGAUCGUUCUCCCCACGUUUUUAUGCCCUUCUGCGUUGAUUCCAUACUGGACCAAUCGGUGAAGCUCCCCAUGCCUACUUUCAUGCUUCCUCUGCCCUUCCAAAAUUAUGGAUGAAGCUCUGUUCGAGUUGUUUAGCUGGUGCACAGGAAGAGUGCAAAAAUGAAGCCGUUUAGAUCCAACGUUGUGGAAACCCUUCAGCUUUUGCGCCAUGCUGUUAUGGAGAAGCCCUUUCUUCUGUACUUGGCUCCUCUGUUUUUGCUUGCUUGGGCUUUCGAGAAAUGGGUUUUUUCUUUCUCUAAUUGGAUCCCUCUAGUUAUUGCCGUGUGGGCGACCUUACAGUAUGGGAAUUUUCAACGGCAACUAGUUGUAGAGGAGUUGAACAAAAAAUGGAAGAAAAUUGUAUUGGACACCUCGCCCACUACACCACUGGAGCACUGUGAAUGGUUGAAUAAGCUGUUGACUGAAAUUUGGCCUACAUAUAUCAACCCAAAACUUUCCUCAAAGUUCACUUCUAUUGUUGAGAAACGAUUAAAACACCGGAGGCCAACACUUAUUGAUAGAAUAGAAUUAUCAUCCUUUUCUCUAGGUUCAUGUCCUCCUGGCUUGGGCCUUCGUGGGACUCAAUGGUCAACAUCUAGCAAUCAGAGAAUCAUGCGUUUGGGUUUUGAUUGGGACACAAAUGAAAUGAGUAUCAUGUUGCAAGCCAAGUUGGCCAUGCCAUUUACUGGAACUGCACGGAUUGUUAUCAACAGCAUUCACAUAAAGGGUGAUCUUCUCUUUAGGCCAAUCUUGGAUGGGAGAGCCAUUUUGUAUUCAUUUGUUUGCACUCCAGAAGUGAGAAUAGGAGUAGCUUUCGGAAGCGGCGGUAGCCAGUCGUUACCUGCAACAGAGCUUCCUGGUGUCUCUUCUUGGCUGGUUAAACUUCUAACAGAUAUCAUAGUAAAGACAAUGGUUGAACCUCGACGCCGCUGUCUCUCAUUGCCAGCAGUUGACCUGGGUAAAAAGGCUGUCAGUGGUACAUUAUAUGUGACAGUCAUCUCAGCCAGUAAGCUUUCCAGGAAUUACUCAAGAGGCAACUCUUCCAGAAAUCCUCUGAGUACUUAUAUGAAUAGUCCCCCAGAAGAAAACUUAACUGAUAAGGAAGAACUGCAGACAUUUGUCGAGGUGGAAUUUCAUGAGCUAAGUAGGAAAACUACUCUAAGAUCAGGCUCCAACCCUGUAUGGAAUUCAACGUUCAAUAUGAUUUUGCAUGAAGAUACAGGAACUCUUCGGUUCAAUCUUUAUGAAUCUAACCCAAGCCUUGUCAAGUAUGAUUAUCUAGCCAGUUGUGAAGUAAAGAUGAAGUAUGCCGCUGAUGAUUCCACAACAUUUUGGGCAAUAGGAUCUGACUCUGAAGUGAUAGCAAAGCAUGCUGAGUUUUGUGGAAAAGAGGUUGAAAUGGUUGUCCCGUUUGAAGGCGUUGGUUGUGGGGAGUUAACAGUGAAGCUUGUUACUAAAGAAUGGCAAUUUUCUGAUGGUUCACAUAGCUCGCUUAAUCUUCAUGUUAGACCUGAACAGCCGGUUGAUGGGUCCUCAAGCUUUCCUUCAAGAACUGGAAGGAAAAUUGCCAUUACCAUUGUAGAAGGAAAAGAUCUUAGUUUGAAGGAUAAAUCUGCUAAGAGUGAGUCAUAUGUAAAACUGGAAUAUGGGAAGGCUCUCCAGAAAACAAAAACUGCUGUUUCUGUAAAUCCUAAUUGGAAUCAAAAGUUCGAGUUUGAUGAGAUUGGAGGUGGUGAAUACCUCAAGAUAAAAUGCUUUGGCGUAGAUAUAUUUGGGGAUGAAAACAUAGGUACUGCCCGAGUGAAUUUGGAAGGACUUCUUGAAGGAACAGUCAGGGACGUAUGGGUACCCCUCGAGAAAGUAAAUUCUGGAGAACUGAGGCUUCUGAUAGAAGCACUCAAGGCAGAUGACUAUGAAGGAUCAAGGGGUUCAAACACAGGCUCAACUAAUGGUUGGAUCGAACUUGUUAUCAUAGAAGCUAAAGAUUUGGUUGCUGCUGAUAUUGGAGGAACAAGCGACCCUUAUGUGAGAGUGCAUUAUGGAGACAUGAAGAAACGAACAAAGCAGGUUAUGUUCAAAACUUUAAAUCCUCACUGGAACCAGACGUUAGAGUUCCCUGAUAAUGGGAGCCCUUUAGUGCUGUAUGUUAAGGAUCAUAAUGCUUUACUACCCACAUCAAGCAUUGGAGACUGUGUUGUUGAGUAUCAAAGAUUGCCUCCAAACCAAAUGGCUGACAAAUGGAUACCUCUUCAAGGGGUGACAAGAGGAGAGAUCCACAUCCAAAUCACAAGAAAAGUUCCUGAUCCUCAGAAACAGAAAAGGCUUAGUUUAGAUUCUGAAUCAUCUGCUGUUACCAAGGCACAUCAAAUUUCAAGUCAGAUGAAGCAAACAAUCAGCAAGUUUCGCAGUUUGUUCGAGGAGGCUAAUCUCGACGGUGUUUCGGCGACGUUGAGUGAACUAGAAAGCCUGGAGGAAGUGCAGCAGGAGUAUAUACUACAGCUUGAAACUGAACAAACGCUUCUCAUAAAUAAGAUUAAGGAGCUUGGUCAGGAGAUUCUUAAUACUCCUUCAAUUAGUCGGAGAUCUUCUGGAAAUUGAAGCAUUCUUGAGUUAUGAUUAUCCAUAGAGACCAGUUCAGAUAGGUACCUAGUUUUGUAAGAUUGAUUGGUUCAUAGUUGAUGCCUGCCUUUGUAUGAUUAUCCAUAAACUUAUGGUUACUUAUUUGCUUUUAGCCUAUAAAAUUGCUUUCUUUAGGCACGUUUUCUAAAACAUUCCCGUAACAAUUCAA
This is a messenger RNA of Cucurbita moschata (crookneck pumpkin), 2947 nucleotides long. RefSeq names its product synaptotagmin-5-like. Gene Ontology annotation, molecular function: lipid binding. Lineage: Eukaryota; Viridiplantae; Streptophyta; Magnoliopsida; Cucurbitales; Cucurbitaceae. The coding region runs from base 280 to 2757 and encodes 825 amino acids. The transcript has 14 exons. The record is from RefSeq and is a predicted model, not a curated record.